AUGUUGGCGGUGUAAGGAUUUAUUCGUAAUACUUCGUGAGUUACAGUGUUCUCAGUGUGUAUAUGAAACAGUUUUUGAAAUAAGAAAAUCAAUAAUAAUUAAUUAUCAAUGUAUUAUUAAUCAACAAAAUAGUGUUUAUUUAAUUUAAUUUUACCCGAAGUAGUUAAUCGUUAUCGUUAUUUUUAACCGUUAUCGUUAUUCGAGAUGGCGUUAUAACGUUACGUUUUUAGCUGGCAACAUCGGUGCUGCGCAUGUCAAGUACGUCGCGUCGAAAAAGAAAACAAGAACAAUGGAAAUCACCACCGGUCGAUUUUAGUUCGUAUUGAAUCAGUUUUUAAAUGUAAUCCGCGUGUGAAACGUCUGAAACAUGACGGGAACUAUAAUUGAGAACUUAAGUGGGCGUAAACUCGCCAUAUUAGUGAGUUUUCUUAUGAUAUGUCAGCUAACAUGUUUUCUCAUCGGUGGUUUGGUCGCACCCAUGCCUGCAAACGCGCAAACAAUACUUGCAACCGUGUGCCGCGAUACUUCUAUUAUGAAAAAUGACACGACGAAGUGGUACUACACCCGUGGGAAAGGAGCUUGCAAGAGCGUCAACCUUGGUGUACCGCAUUACGAUUUGUCGGAGACAGACAUUGUUUUCGCAUUCCAAAUGCCGGGCCCACGGGGGGGCAUGGUCUUGGACUACUCGCGGUGGCAGCAAAAUCUGAUUGGAGUUCUGCAAGUGGACAUUAAGUACCACCCUCAGGUCGACGUGCCCGCCCGAAGCGAUAUUACGAUCGACGCGCGCUUAGCUUACCGGAACAAAGGCGACCCAGAAGAUGUGUGGAAUUUCUACACAAAAUCAGUGGAGAAACGUAAUAUAGAUUGUGAUAUUGAUUUGAAAAGUGAAGAAUACUUAUACAACUGCUCGGCUAUCCCAUUGUUUGAACUUGGUUCUUUGUUCCACGACUACUAUCUACUCAAUAUAAGGCUCCCUGUUGACUCACCAACUAUGAAUGCACAAAUUGGUCAUAUACAAGACAUGUGGUUGACUGUGAUCAAUCAGAAUGGUGGGUUUACUAGAGUCUGGCUGUAUUUGAAGACAGCAUUUUUCCCUUGCAUCAUUGGUAUAUUGGUUUGGUUCUGGAGACGCAUCCACAUACUCCAACGGAAGCCUGUUUUACUGGAGAAAAUGCUUUUGAGCCUCGGUUUAGCUCUUUGUCUUUUAAACAUGCCAAUUGAGUAUUUCACUUUACAUUAUGAUCUGCCAUUUAUGUUGUUGUUGAGCGAUAUCCGUCAAGGUUUGUUCUAUGCCACCUUGUUUUCAUUCUGGCUUGUUUUUGCGGGAGAACAUAUGUUGAUUCAGGAUGCAUCGGCCCAAAGCUCAGUAAAACAGUACUGGAGACAUUUGAGUGCAGUAGCUCUAGGCUGUAUCUCUCUCUUUGUAUUUGACAUGUGUGAGAGGGGCGUACAGCUUCGUAACCCUUUCUACUCUAUCUGGGUGACAGAUCUUGGAACUAACUUAGCUUUGACAUUCAUCAUACUGGCCGGGAUAUCAGCUGGAGUAUAUUUCCUAUUCUUGUGCUACAUGAUCUGGCAAGUUUUCACAAACAUUUCCUACAAGAGACAGUCCCUGCCUACAAUGUGCUCUGUGCGUCGUCUCCACUAUGAAGGGAUCAUUUACCGCUUCAAGUUCCUCAUGUUAGCUACCCUGCUUUGUGCUGCACUUACUGUAAUUGGUUUCAUUCUCGGACAAGUUGCUGAAGGCCAGUGGAAAUGGGAUGACAAUAUUGAGCUGGAAUAUACUUCAGCAUUCUUCACUGGAGUGUAUGGAAUGUGGAACAUUUACAUCUUUGCAUUGUUGGUCUUGUAUGCCCCAAGCCACAAGCAAUGGCCAGUUGUUGAGAAUACUUCUGAUACACAGAACUUGAGCGAGGAAAUGGAAUUUAGCCCCUUACCUAGCGAGAGAGCCCGUAGUGAGAUUUCUUCUCUAACAUCCUUCAUUAGGAAGACUACUAUUGACUAAUCAUGCCAAUUAAGUAAUUCGAUAAAGUAGUUGUAAGUAACGUUUGCUCUUCCAUCUUUUUGAUCAAUUUAAGAUUCCAUAUGUUGGAAAUAAAACUUGGGCCAAUAUUGGCCGUAAACCGUCAAAAAUUCUUGCCUUUAUAUGGAUCCUUUGGCCCAAAUGUUUGCCCCAAUAUGAGAUUAGUCGAGCAAGACCUGAUUGCGUAACCGGCCGUUGAAAUCGCUUCUAAAAUACAACUUUACGAUAAUUAUAGUCGUAAAUCUUCAAAUUUGUACGUCUAGCGGUCGUAAAUACGAGUACAGGCUUAUCGUAGGCGUUAAUUAGAUAUAGUUCGACAGAAACUCUCAGUGUAGGCACUAGCCAUACAUGUCGACACAGCGUUUCGUCUCGCCGAACAAUAUUUUGUACUCAAAUAUGUAACCGGAAAUGUAGUCUGUAUUUAUUUAGUCUUAUCGCUCGUUCGUAGCCAUGACUUAGCGGAGCGAAGCAGUAACCAUUAGAUUUAAGAAUAUAUUUUAAAGACUUAAUGUUCUCACUAAUAGCUUUUAGAUAUUUUCUCUUAUACAAAAUGAUUUGAUUGAUUGAAGUGAUAUUUUUACGAUUGUGUUUUUGAAUAGAAUUAUUUAAUCAUGUAUUCUACUUCUCAGAAUCCUUAGGCAGCUAAGAUUAUAUCGAGUCAUUCUAAAAAUAUUUUUUACAUCGUAAAACAGGUAGAUUGACCUUGAUAUUUCCAGUUUCGUGUCGAGCUUCCAAAAAUGUAUUUUUGUUAGUGUGUAACCUUAUUCUGUGAUUUUUAUUUUGCAUUUUUAACUAAACAGUAUUGCUAGAUUAAAAUUAGUUUAUUAACGAUAUUGCCAGCUACUUAAUAAUUUAUGAAAUUAAUGUAAGUUUUAAUGUGAAAUUAAUUUUGUAAUCUGUAGUUAAUAUUUGUACCCGUAUAAUAAAAUUGUAUUAAAAAUA
Spodoptera frugiperda (fall armyworm) is the source of this 2965-nucleotide messenger RNA. RefSeq names its product protein wntless (gene wls). Bases 368 to 2005 code for a protein of 545 amino acids. The record is from RefSeq and is a predicted model, not a curated record. Lineage: Eukaryota; Metazoa; Arthropoda; Insecta; Lepidoptera; Noctuidae. Gene Ontology annotation, cellular component: organelle membrane; endomembrane system. Gene Ontology annotation, biological process: intracellular protein transport; Wnt signaling pathway; Wnt protein secretion. The transcript has a single exon. Gene Ontology annotation, molecular function: Wnt-protein binding.